AUGGCCCGCCUGGGCCAUGGCUGCUUGUGCCGCAGCUCCCUCAACGCCAAUAAUGUGAGCUACUCGGUGUGGCCCGUCGUCCCGGCCAGGAGGGCCGAGCUGGUGGCCGUGGCCAAGGCCAUGCACCGGGGGCGGUUCGGCUCAGAGGUGCAGGAGCUGUUCCACCUGGAGAGGGAGGCGGCCCUCCAGGCCAUGCAGACAGGUCUCUACGUCGGCUGGCGCUGCCCUGAGUACCUGUGGGACUGCUUCCGCGUGGGGGACCUCUCCAAGUGCUUCUGCGGGCACCUCCUACGGGAGCACCAGGUCCAGACGCGUGCGUGGGUGCCCUGCACCAUGCCCAGCUGCAAGUGCCAGAACUUCAUCUUCAUCCCCUCCCGGCCUGAGGACGUGGGCGAGUUCUGGCUGAGGAAGAGAGUUGGCUUCGACCCCUCCACCUGGCGGGCCACGUGCCGCUGCAAACACAGCCACGAGGAGCAUGCGCCCAGCGCCAGCCGUGCCUGUCAGGCCGCAGGCUGUUGGUGCGUCAGCUUCGAAUCCAACUUCCUGUGUGCGGCCUGCGACCGGCGCUGGGAGGAGCACGAGACCUUCUUCGAGACGGCCGAGAUGCGGCGAAAGGGGGGCCGGCCCUAUGGUACGCGCACCCCCUCCGGCACUAGGCCCUGGGCCUGCACUUUGCACACGGGGACGCGCCAUGGCUCCCCCACACUGAGCCCCACCACUCGCUAUGGCUCCCACCCCAGUGGCACAAAAGUGACAGGCCUGGCAGGGAUCGGGCUGUUCACGCCGUCCAGCAGCAAAGGGGCCGGAAUGGGCAAGCGAAGCCUGUACAGGCGUCAGGCGCCCUGGAGCCCAACUCCCCUGCUCUGGCAGCCAGCUCCGGAGAGCCACUCCUGA
Messenger RNA from Chelonoidis abingdonii (Abingdon island giant tortoise), 894 nucleotides. The record is from RefSeq and is a predicted model, not a curated record. NCBI's taxonomy places the organism in Eukaryota, Metazoa, Chordata, Testudines, Testudinidae.